AUGGGUCAGGAAGUCACUCUGGUGCUGUUUGGAACUGCCAGGGUAAAGGGAUCUGGGGACCCUCAACUUGCACACCUAACAAUUCCAUCCCACAAGAAGGAUGACCCAAAGAAAGUCAAAUACAAAUCACAGGCAGAUACCAUCUGUGGCCUAGAUGGAUUGCUGUAUCACAACAAUACUGAUAUUCUUGUAUUCUGUGCAGUCAAGAUGUUUUCAAUCACAAUCAGCUGGAUGGCAAAUGAAUGUACAGCAUCAACUGCCACCUGGUGCAGCUCUGCUCUCUGCAAUCAUCAGACAAGCACUACCCUCAUCAACCAAGUCCAAAUCCAACAGUGGCAUUUAAUGAACCAUGAAAAUGUUCAUCAGAGAUCCCUCUCAUGCAGUGCAUUAUUCUUAUUGUUAACAGAACAGGAGUCCCUGGCCAAAACCAGCUGUCAGGUUUUGAAACCUCAAUCAACCAUUGUUAGCCAGGAAAUCUAUGGAAACAAGGGUGAAGGUUUCAAUGAGAAUUUGGAUGCAUGGCUUGAUGGUAAGGUCAAUCUUGUUGAUAAGGAUGACCCUGGAUAUCUGUGCUGCAGUGACCAGGUGUUUGUUGGUAGUGUGAAUGCUUGUUUAGAUAGCCCCAAGCCUCCAGUCCUUCUAUCUGGAAGGGCAAUGGAGAUGGAGGCUCAAAAUCAGUUGUGA
Suillus subaureus is the source of this 684-nucleotide messenger RNA. RefSeq lists its product as uncharacterized. The transcript has 4 exons. Lineage: Eukaryota; Fungi; Basidiomycota; Agaricomycetes; Boletales; Suillaceae. Bases 1 to 684 code for a protein of 227 amino acids. The record is from RefSeq and is a predicted model, not a curated record.